AUGCGACGCUCUCUCUUUUUGCUAUCUCUCAGCGUCUUGAGCGGUGUUGUCAAAGCCGUCGUAGGUCCCGGAGUCGUUACAGGUAACACCGCAGUCCACGACCCUACUAUGUGCAAAGACGAUAAAGGAACCUAUUAUGUCUUCUCGACUGGUGUAGGCAUAGAGAUUCGUACUUCUCCAGAUAGAACAGCCUGGACCCUUGCCGGGUUAGUUUGGCCUAAUGGUGCGAGCUGGACAGAUCCUUACACUGGUACUACUAAUGGUGCACUUUGGGCGCCUGAUUGCACAUAUCUGGAUGGUCAAUUUUACCUUUAUUAUGCGGCUUCCACAUUUGGAUCACAAAAUUCGGCUAUUUUUUUCGCUAAAUCGACGACUGGUUUACCUGGAAGCUUCACUAAUGAAGGUCUUGUCACCUCGACUUCCGCUGGAGCCUCUUAUAACGCCAUUGAUCCCAAUUUACUCGUUGUGGGGUCGACGUGGUUCCUUUCUUUGGGUAGCUUUUGGACUGGAAUCAAAGGUCAACCCCUCGGAAGUAGCACCGGGAAACCUACGACCACAGCAGUAACGGCUCUUGCUCAACGAUUCGUCAACAGCGAUGCCAUCGAGGCCAGUGUCAUCUAUCAAUUUGGCAGCUUCUACUAUUUGUUCACCUCUUGGGACCUUUGCUGCCAAGGAACGUCGAGUACAUAUAAUAUUCGUGUGGGCAGAUCCACGGCAUACAAUGGUGGAUACGUCGAUGCUAGUGGAGUGGCACUAACCGACGGCGGAGGAACUCUUGUUCUCGGAACCCAUGAUUCGAUUGUUGGCCCCGGAGGUCAAGAUUUGAUGACGGACGCUGACGGACCAAUAUUGGUUUAUCACUAUUACACGUCUGCUGGAAGCUUCCUCGGUAUCAACAGAUUGGACUUCUCUUCUGGCUGGCCUGUGAGUUCAGACGUUCAUAAGAUGCUUUUUUUGAACUGA
This is a messenger RNA of Lentinula edodes (shiitake mushroom), 963 nucleotides long. RefSeq names its product glycoside hydrolase family 43 protein. The record is from RefSeq and is a predicted model, not a curated record. Gene Ontology annotation, molecular function: arabinan endo-1,5-alpha-L-arabinosidase activity. NCBI's taxonomy places the organism in Eukaryota, Fungi, Basidiomycota, Agaricomycetes, Agaricales, Omphalotaceae. Gene Ontology annotation, biological process: carbohydrate metabolic process. The transcript is spliced from 14 exons. Bases 1 to 963 code for a protein of 320 amino acids.